AUGCCGCCAUCCCGCCCAAUACGCCGCCGAUACGGCGCUCGGCCGGCCGUUGCGGCAAUCCUCCUCGUCGCCGUCAUAGCCACCCUUGCUUUGUUCCAGUCAACGGCAUCGGGAAUCAUCGGCGAUGGUCAUCUGCGGGGCCGCUCCUUACUCAGUCCCCGAGGUUUGCACGAGACCGACGCCGACUGUCGCAACGUCCACGACGCCGCCGACCAGUGCGCUUUCAUCUUGGCCAACUGCGAGGACGACGAGGCCGGUCUGAUUCAUUACCUGUCCUUUUAUUACUGCACUCUGGGCUCCGCUAAGCCCGUCGCCUUCGCCAUCCUCGCCCUCUGGCUUGGCCUGCUGUUCACCACCAUUGGCAUCGCCGCCAGCGACUUCUUCAGCGUCAACUUGAGUACCAUUUCCAGCGUGCUGGGUCUGAGCGAGAGUCUGGCUGGCGUCACUUUCUUGGCCUUUGGAAAUGGCUCCCCGGAUGUGUUCAGCACCUUCGCCGCCAUGGGCUCUAACAGCGGGAGCAUGGCGGUUGGCGAGCUGAUCGGUGCUGCAGGUUUCAUCACCGCCGUGGUGGCUGGUUCCAUGGCCUUGGUACGCGAAUUCAAAGUCAGCAAGAGAACAUUUGUCAGGGACAUUGUCUUCUUUAUCGUCGCCAUCAGUUUUACCAUGGUCUUCCUGGCUGACGGGGAGCUGCACCUGUGGGAAUGCUUCACCAUGAUCGGCUUCUACCUGUUCUAUGUGAUGGUGGUCGUGGGGUGGCAUUGGUUUACGGCGCGCAGGAGGCGCCAGCGGGCGAGGGAUGUGGCCGCUCGCGCGCACCUCUACGGUGCCUCGGGCCACAGCUCCGAUGAGCUGGAACCUUACCGGGAUGACCCGGACGAGGACGACGCUGUUCCUGUUGGUAGCCGUUCGAACAGCACUUCGGACGGGGAUAUCAGCAUAUUGGAGCGGGGACCGCGGAUCGAGGUUUGGAGGGGUGCCGGCCGACGACGAUGA
Chaetomium globosum CBS 148.51 is the source of this 993-nucleotide messenger RNA. RefSeq lists its product as uncharacterized. NCBI's taxonomy places the organism in Eukaryota, Fungi, Ascomycota, Sordariomycetes, Sordariales, Chaetomiaceae. The coding region runs from base 1 to 993 and encodes 330 amino acids. Gene Ontology annotation, biological process: monoatomic cation transport; intracellular calcium ion homeostasis; transmembrane transport. The record is from RefSeq and is a predicted model, not a curated record. Gene Ontology annotation, cellular component: membrane. The transcript has a single exon. Gene Ontology annotation, molecular function: monoatomic cation transmembrane transporter activity.